Molecule: messenger RNA, 3540 nt
Organism: Melitaea cinxia (Glanville fritillary)
Lineage: Eukaryota; Metazoa; Arthropoda; Insecta; Lepidoptera; Nymphalidae
Product: sperm-associated antigen 7 homolog
Exons: 3
Coding region: 783-1496 (237 amino acids)
Molecular function (GO): nucleic acid binding
Source: RefSeq, a predicted model, not a curated record
AUUUACAAUGAUAAACGAAUGUUAUAAAACCUUUUGUUAUCAAACAUUCUAUUAAAGAAUUAAAAAAAAAAUUAAUUAUCUAUUUUUCGUCUGUGAACUGAAGUGACAUUUAAUCCUGAAAGACAAAAUACUUCUAUUUGUUUUAAUUCCUUGUGCCGUAAGAGUAAAUAAACAUGCGUUUUUAUACAUAUAAUGGAAGCGAAAAUACAAAAGCAAAUCGUUGACUACUUUUCCUUUUUCGAAGAUUUUUUUAAUACGUCCAAAACGUGUUUGAAAAUCUGCCAAAACUGCGCAAUAUCUAUUAAUAAAUUGAUACACCGUUGCAACAAUAUCAAAGAGGCUAAUGUGACAGGGACACCACUUGAAGGAUUUGACGGAUUACAAAGAAAAUUGAUAGCGGCUUUACAUAACCUAAUAUCUGAUGAUAUUCGCGAAAUUCAAACACAACGAUCAGCAGUUGAAGAUUCAUUUGAGAGCCUUUGUAAUAAACACAAAAUCUUAUUAGAAAGUUGUAAGGAGAUUGAUUUUACACAAGAAACAUUAAUUAUAAAGGGUACACCUCUCCAACCACCUCUGGAACAAUUGCUAAAGUUUGCGGAAGAAACUAUUACAUUCGGAAGUGAAGUCUGUGCUCAGAUUGAGACCUCAUUACAGGUUCUAGCUUUUAAAGAACUUAAUACAAAGUCAAUUGCUGAUAACUUCAAAAUAUCAAGUGACUGGCAGAGAAAAGUACUGGAAAUCAUAGCAUAUACAUCUUUUUGUUCAGAAAACGUUAUAUAAAAAUGGAUCUCCUAGGUUCCAUUUUAAAUUCCAUGCAAAAGCCACCGACCGCAAGCGAGGCUCAAAAAAAGGCUAUCAAGAAACAUAAAGAAGCAUUGGAACGAAAACAGAAAGAAGAAAAGACUAUCUUAGAUAAAUUUUGUAAGCGAGUAGAAGAAAAAAUAAGCGAUUUUAUUAUAGAUGGUACAAAACCUUAUUUACAAUUUGAACCGAUGGAUCAAAUGUACAGAUCAGUUAUACGAGAUGCGGCUACUACUGCUGGUGCUCAAGUUUACUCAUUCGGUCAAGAAGGUAUAGAUAGAUAUUGUGUAGUUUAUUUGAAAGAUAGAGGUCCAUCAGAAGACGAACUAACAGUACGGAGAGCUGGUGGUAUUUGGGAUGAGGAAAAAGCAGCAGAAAUGGCGCAAAAACGUCUUGAAAUGGAAAAACAGGCUGCUUUAGAGAAUGAAGAAGAAAAAAAUAGAAAACGUAAGCACGGUAAAGAGGAAUUGAGUGGUACAUUUUAUAAACAAAAAUAUGCUCAUCUGAUUGGCCAAGAAGCUGCGAUCGAUGCAGCUCAAAAGACAAACAUGAAUAAGAGUUAUGGUGAGGUGCCGAGUGAGAACAAAAAGGAUUUACGUUCUAUAGAGCAAACAAUGGCUGACAUUAAAGCUAAGAAAGUUAAAAAGGCUGAAACAGAAAAAAAUGUAGAUGGUUCAAGUAGUUUUGGAUUUUAACCUAGUUAAAUAGUAAAUAAAUUGACUUGUUACUAUUUAUAUUACUAUAUUCUUGGACUAUAAAAUACACUCGACUUCAAGAUGUUGAGAAAAUAUAUAUUUCAAUGCAUAUUUCCAAUAAUAUUUUUUUUACUGUUAACACAUACAUAUAUUCACCAUUCACACUUAUUCGUGUCUUUAACGCUAUUGUUGGAUCACGAGAGAACUUCAAGUUGGAAGACUGUAUAUUAAUAUCAAAUAUCUUAUGAUAAAUGUUAGGACUUAACCAAUAUUUGUGUCCAUUUCUCUAUGUAAAUGAGAUGUCUUAUGGUCUGCAAAUAUGAUAAUUAUCACACUUUAAGUGUAAAAUAUAGGGAUUCAUAAAAUAUACAUAUAGUUAGAUUCUUUAUAAAAAAGGAUCUUCUUAAUUAAAACAGUUAUUAAAAAUAUGAUUUAAUAUGGACACGGGGUCCAAAACUUAAGUAUUGUGAGGUUUUAUGUUUCCCAUCUAAAUUUUAUUUUUGUAGAAGAAUUCUCUUUUUUUUUAUAUUUCAAAAAUUGUCUGUCAAAUUAUGUGUGUUGUCAUAGCAAUAAUAUUGAUGACGUGAGAUGUUCAAGAAAAUAGUGAAAUAUGCGGUGCUUAAUUAUGUUAAAUUACAAAUGUGUGUCAUUUUUACCGUAACGUAGUGUCCUACGUAUUACGAAUGUAAGCAAUAUUAAAUUCACAUAACUAAUAAGACUGUACUGUUAUACUGUACAUAGAAUAGGAUAAAUUUCUCUUAUAAAGUAUAUAAUGCUACAAUAUAAUUUCAAAAUCUUUUUUAUGUUCGAGAUUCUCUUAUGACUAAUGUCUAAUGACCAUUUUAGGAUUAAAUCGAUAUGAUACUGCUUAGUAGUUUUUCAUACUAGAUAUAUAAGUUUAGACAUGUUUAUUUAUGUCAGGUUCAAAGUAUUGCACCCCCAAGUGCUGAAGCCGACAUAUGGUCUAGGACUACCUACCCGGGUAUCGGUAUAUAUCACCCGUAAAUGCGUUCCCCUGCGAUACCAAAAAAAGGUUCAAAGGGAUGUGUAUUGAUCAUUAGUAUCUAAAAAUGGUGAUAAUUUAGAUAAAUUGGUAUAUCUGCAUGUAUAACUAUGUGUAACUAAUAUUGAUAAUUUAGAUUAAUUCAUUGAUAUAGAUUAGUUAAUUAAAAAUCUUAGAUAAUCAUAAAACUUUUAUGUAAUUUACUAUAUUUACUUGACCAUAUGGGCAGUUUUACGGCUGGUUUCAAUAUUCUAUCUAUCUUUGAAUUUGCUUGAAUUUUGACGUAAGCUACGUACAAAUUCUGUCAAAAAAAAUCUGUCUGUAUUAGGCAAAGCGAGAGAUAUAUAGAUUAUUGAAAAUUGCCUUAUGACUAGUUCAUAGUUUUGUACAUCAACCGAUAAAUAUAUGUUGUGAAAUUUGGCACAACUGAAACCAUCAAAGUUAUCUAUCAAAACGAAAGAAAUAUUUAAAAUCAAAUGGCAUAACUUUACACAAGAUAGUUAUUUUUUUUUUUUUUUUUUUAUUAGUUUUUCAUUUAUAAUUUGAUUUUAGAAUACCAUCGUGAAAAGUGUUUGCACUAGUAGUGUGUCAUUGUGUGUUCAUAUUAAAUAACAACCUAUAUAACGAAAUAUCCUAUUUGUAUGCAAUGCCAAUCUAAGUAGAAUAUAGAUAAAACAAUAAUUAUUUUUCUACAGUAAAUCAUAAAAAGAUAACAAUUUGGACAAGGAUACUUAAUUUUUUUUUUUUACGUACUAUGUAAUGUUUUUUUUUUUCAUAUAUAGGUUUUAUAAUACUGCUAUAGAAAAAUUGUAAGCAUGGUAAAAUGUAUAAUUGAUUUAUAUUCUAAAAAUUUGAAUGUAACAUGGUAAUUGCUAUCCGUGGAAAUAGCAAUAAUUAUUUUAAUUGAAGUAAUAAUUUUUUUUUUUUUCAGAUUACUUUUAAUUGUGAAGUACUAUUUUGUGUACCUGAUGUUAUAGUUAAAAUGUAAGUAAUUUAACUUCGGGAUAAAAAAUAUCAAAAUAAACUAUUCUAAAAUUUAAA